Messenger RNA from Exophiala xenobiotica, 231 nucleotides. RefSeq lists its product as uncharacterized. The coding region runs from base 1 to 231 and encodes 76 amino acids. Lineage: Eukaryota; Fungi; Ascomycota; Eurotiomycetes; Chaetothyriales; Herpotrichiellaceae. The transcript has 3 exons. Gene Ontology annotation, biological process: proton motive force-driven mitochondrial ATP synthesis. Gene Ontology annotation, molecular function: proton-transporting ATP synthase activity, rotational mechanism. Gene Ontology annotation, cellular component: mitochondrial inner membrane. The record is from RefSeq and is a predicted model, not a curated record.
AUGGCGUUCGCUUGGAAAGCCGCGGGCCUUACCUACAACCGAUACCUAGCCAUUGCCGCAAGAGUCGUCCGAAGAUCCCUGAAGGAGGGACCCAGACUACAAGCCGAAAGAAGAGGAGAGAUGGAUCUAAGAUUUGCAAAGUGGCAGGGCGGCAAACAAGGAGAGAACAAGAGCUUGGGUGCUGCCAAUGCUGAUGCUAUGGCCGAACACGCAACUGGCGAGGCCAAAUAA